AUGGCGUCGUCCUCCAUUCCAUCGACGUCCGCUUUUGGGUGCUCCGCCUGUCCCGCUUCUUUCAAUCGCCGGGAGCAUCUGCAGCGCCAUUUACUCUCGCACAGUUCAGAUCGGUCCUUUCACUGCACCUUCUGCGACCAGUCCUUCAACCGGAGGGAUGUUCUGAAGCGCCACUGGACGUCUUGCAGACCACGGAUAGACGCCAAUGUCGACAUCCCGACCCUCUUCCAGCACGUCAGAGGCAAGAAGCGCAAGUCGUGCGACCGCUGUGUACGACUGAAGAGAGCUUGCAAUCUACAAAAGCCUUGCCAAACAUGCUUGACAAGGAAUGAAGAAUGCUCGUACAACAGAGUAGCCGACAGAAAAUUGAAACCCAGUUCGGCCGUUACUCUGCCACUCCAAACUGCAUUCGUCGAGGAUCCUAUGCCGAACGUUGGUAUGGAGGCGUUGCAAACAAUAUGGGAUUCAACCGAUGUGCUUCAAAUCUCAACGCAGGAUCCGUUGCCCACAGGCCCUAUCCUGGACCGUCGUAUUACUGGCCCUCUUCACCACGAAGGGGGAACUUUAGGGACAAUCCGACCACGCCAUGCUGCAAUAUCCAUGAUUACCCUUACUUCUGGCUGGGGAUUUCCAUUUCUAAGCAGAUUCACUCUACCCAACGGCCUUGCGACCAGUUUUGAGUGUGGAACCCGCUUUGAAAGACAACAACUUAUCCAACGACACCUGGAACGUUCCUCAUACUCCUUCCAAAAUUUGACUGGACUUGAUAUCGGAACUUGGGAUGCUGAGACUGACUGGGUAUCGGCUGUCGCCUUGCAACCGUACAGUCUCCACUGCCAAUGGGUUUCAAAAACUGACGAGGGCUUGUUCCGUCUAACAAACGAAAUUGUCCAGAGGAUCAAAGACAUCACCAUAUCGAAGCCGAGAGGAUCCAAGAAUAUGAUAGAUUGGUCACCUGCCAUGGAGAAUAUUUGUUACAACUUUUUCUCACCUGCGAACCUGGAGAAAUUCCUGCUGUUGUUCUGGGGCUGUUGGUACCGCAAUUGCCCGAUAUUUCACAAACCCAGCUUCGUCGCCGAACAUAGUUCGCCUACUUUGGUUGCUUCUAUGGCCCUAAUCGGCGCCUGCUCGUCUCCCAAUGCCAACGACCGUAUCCAUGCAAACGUGUGGUUUAACUGCAUGGAGGAGGUGGUAUUUAACGACGAGAUCCUCCAGGACGAGUCAAUCGUGCUAGAUGAGUUCAUGCAUGGUCGGAAGAAAAUUCGCAACAGAUUGGAGGCUAUCCAAGCUGCGUACCUCGUUUGCAUUGUACAGAACUGGGAAGGUUCUAAGGAGAGCAAACAGCGAAUCCGACGCCACCGUUACACCACGCUGAUAAUUAUUGCGAGGGGGUUCGAUUUUAGUCGAGUAAGCCUUAAGGAUGUCUAUGUAGAUGACGUCUCAAACUUUGAUUGGAACGAGUUCAUCUUCUUAGAAACUCUGAUACGAACAGGGACAUUUAUUUUCCUUCUAGAUUCUGCAUUUGUUGUCCUUCACAACUCCCCACCAAGAAUGAUGCUAUCUGAGCUCAACAUCGAUUUGACCUGUCCGGAUGCGUGCUUUGAGGCCAAUUCCGCCGAAGAAUGCUUCAUUCUUCUGUAUGACUCCAAACCGAACGGCGCUGAUCAUCCAAGUUUAAACAUUUCAACAACUCUGGAGCUACUCUGUCGGACUGAUUGUGAUGACCUCGAGAGUCUCAAACACUUGAGCAUUCUGAAUAUGUUCACAAUAGUGACGGCACUGCAUUAUCUCAUUUUCCACUUCCAAGCAACCCUCGCCGACUUGUCUCAGGCGACGCCUGCCGAAGUUGGACUUUCCAAAUGGAUUUCGCUGUGGCACCAAGGUGCCUGUCUACCUGAAAUGGAGCUCCGCAGAUUCCCAUCGUGUGAAGAUAUGUGGAAGCGUGUGGGAUUUAUGCAAUUUGCUCCGGAAUAUUAUCUUCUCUCCCGGAUCAUGCUCGAUCGUUGGAAAGUUUGUACUAGCUCGCCACCUUUGUGGAUGGAAAUGCCGGCCAAGCGACCAGCGGCUCUGAAAUAUGAUGAGAGUGAGAUGGACCAAUUCAGAGAGUUAAUUACGAGCAUAUAG
Molecule: messenger RNA, 2124 nt
Organism: Ilyonectria robusta
Lineage: Eukaryota; Fungi; Ascomycota; Sordariomycetes; Hypocreales; Nectriaceae
Exons: 7
Coding region: 1-2124 (707 amino acids)
Biological process (GO): regulation of transcription by RNA polymerase II; DNA-templated transcription
Cellular component (GO): chromatin
Molecular function (GO): RNA polymerase II cis-regulatory region sequence-specific DNA binding; zinc ion binding; DNA-binding transcription factor activity, RNA polymerase II-specific
Source: RefSeq, a predicted model, not a curated record